AUGUCUUUAGGACAGAUCGAGGAGGAGGAGGAGGAGGAGGAGGAGGAGGAGGAGACACCAACGGUAUCAGCGCCCUCUAUGGCCCAAGAAGAGUCAAGGGCAAUGAAAGAGAAGCAGUCCCGCCUUCCUUCUAAACCAGAGGAUAACGCACCGCUGCUGGACCUGGAAGAUGAGACGGACGUGGAGAACAAAGAGGUGCAGUUCGAGGACACGCAAGAUAAAGAACAAAACACGCCGGGAAAUGCUUAUGGAGAGGAGCUACAGAGCCCCACCGAUGCAGUAAAGGACAGCGGAGGAGAGUUUCAAAAGUCAGCAGCCUCUGCAAUUAUCCAGCAGCCACAGAGUGUACCCAAAACAGGUGCCUCAUCUCAGAUGGAUGAGAACAACAGUGAAACAGAAAGUGACGACAGUGAACGCCCCAUUGAGGAAAGCAAGGAGCCUCCGAUGAGCUGUUCCCCGGAUGUCAACACGGAUGAGACUAACGGAAAGUUGAUCAUCGCCGAGACAUUAAACCAAACUGACGGACGUGACCUCCCGACUCCUCAGCCAACUCAGGCCAACCGCAGGGGCGGCGGUUGGUGGUCCAGAAUCGGCCAUGCCGCUUGGGUUGUGUUCAGAUACAUUUUGGAGCGCCCAGAGCUUUUCUGA
This is a messenger RNA of Lingula anatina, 648 nucleotides long. RefSeq lists its product as uncharacterized. The record is from RefSeq and is a predicted model, not a curated record. Lineage: Eukaryota; Metazoa; Brachiopoda; Lingulata; Lingulida; Lingulidae.